AAACUAGAAAUGAGUCACCAAGUCAAGCCUACACUCCAGAGGAAGGGAAUUAAGCUUCACUUCUUGAAGGGACAAGUAUCAAAGAAUUUGCAGUUGCAGUGGUGCAGAAUGGCUGACCUCAGUCUUGCAGAUGCAUUAACAGAACCACCUCCAGAAAUUGAAGGAGAGAUUAAACGGGACUUUAUUGCCACUCUGGAGGCAGAGGCCUAUGAUGAUGUUGUGGGAGAAACUGUUGGAAAAACAGACUACAUUCCUCUCCUGGAUGUUGACGAGAAUACUGGGAAUUCGGAGUCAAAGAAGAAACCAUGCCCAGAUACUAGCCAGGGUGAAGGUACCCCGUCUUCUAAACCAGCAGUGCUAGCCAAUGGUGAUCAUGGAAUAAAAGGAAAUGACACUCCAGGGUUUCCGACUGAAUUCCUUGAAGAGAAAAUGGCCUACCAGGGAUAUCACAACAGCCAGGACUGGCCAGAAAAUACAAACUUUUGCUUCAAACCCGAGCAAGUAGUGAACCCUGUGCAGACUGAUCCCUUUAAGAUGCACCAUGGUGACGGCCUGGAAGAUUUGCUCUUUUUCCCCAGUGGAACAGCCAAUACUUCAGCAUUUACAGAGCAAAAUGAUCCCCUGAAAGACAGUUAUGGUCUGUUUUCCUGUGACACAUUUGCUCCUGCAGCUGCUGUACCUCAGGGAUGGCCUGUAGAAGCUCCAAACUCUCCGCACGCAGGAGUCUUCAUUUCCCCAGAGGUCACACAACCUGUGCAGCCCACAGCAGAGCCAGCUGAGGUGGUAGAAAUGGCAUCAGCAGAAGAAAGGACACCAACAAAAACAAUGGAAAUAAUGAUGGGACUGAAGGCUGAUGACAUGGCACCAUCUAGAGAAGCAGAGAUGGCCCUGGCCAAGGACAUGGCACCUGCCACAGACACAGAGGUGGCAUUGGCUAAAGAUGUGGAACUACCUACCAAAGAAAACGUGGCACUUCCCAAGGAUGUGGAAUCAUUCAUCGAAUCAGAUAUGGCCCCCGUCAAGGACGUGGCAUUACCCACGGAAAUAGAGGAAGCCCCAGCUAAGGACGGAAUACUGUUCAAAGAAACAGAGACGGCACCGCCUAUGAAAAUGGAUUUGGCCCCAGUGGAGGGCAUGGUACCACCCACAGACAGAGAGAUGGCCCCUGCCAGCGGUGUGGCAUCACUCUCAGAAAUAGAGAUGGCACUGGGGAAGGACAUUGGAUCAUCCGCAGAAAUAUCUUCAGCCAAGGAGGUUGCCUUGUCCUCAGAGACAGAGGUGGCCCCAGUUAAGGACAUGGCUCCAUCUCCAGGAACAGAAGUGGCCCCGGUCAAGGACAUGGCUCCAGCCCCAGAAAUAGAGAUGACUCUGGGCAGGGAUGUGGCUCCACCUCAAGAAAAAGAGGUGACUCUGGGCAGGGAUGUGGCUCCACCUCAAGAAAAAGAGGUGACGCUGGUCAAGGACAUGGCUUCACCCCCAGAAACAGAGAUGGCCCUGGGCAAGGAUGCGCCUCUGUCUCCAGAAACAGAGAAAGCGCCGGCUAAGGAAGUUGUACCACCCUCAGAAACAGAGGUGGCACCAGUUCCAGUUAAGGACAUGAAAGUUGUACGGACGCAGGAAGAAAUAAGUGAGGAUUCCCGGUUAGAAUCUCUUCAGAAUGAGGGACACUCAGCUGUGCCACCUUCCAUGAUUUUGCCAGAACCGGUCUCAGCCAUGGGCCAAAAGUACAACUUGCCAACAAAUGGGGAGUCUGUGUCAGAGAAACUAGAGCAGAAGAAACCAUUCAGCAGUCAGCCUUCUGACCUUCCUCCCGAGACCUCAGGUACCCCUCCCACACAAGUCAAACAAGUGCGCAGACCCAGUGACCGCAGGGCUGCCCGGCCCAGGCCUCCCAGGGGUCCUCCUGAGCUGCUGGGAGGCUCUUCUCCACAGAAGACUCUCGAUCCCGGGCUGGGCCCCUUUUCUUUGUCUGAGUCGAGUUGGGUCUCUGGUUCAUCUUCCUGUGGUGAACCUGGGAACCAAAGGAAAACUAUUCAUGUCGACUUCCUUGAAUCCCAGAGGGAUCUUGGCAGGGAGGCCUGGGCUUUAGAAAGCACAGCAAUGAUGAUGAAGAAAAAAAAGAAGAAACCAAAGCAAAAGAGAUAUUCUCAACCCCGGGCUGGGGGACCUUGGGAUGAUGACAAUGCAAAAGAGCCUAAAGGUCAGCCCUUUGCAGACGACACACAAAAAUCAGGUGUUCUCCCCAGUCAGCCUACCACUGUGGGCACGGAAUAUGGACUGGCAUCCAGAGAAAACCUGAAAAAGGAAUGUGAAAUUGACUCCAAAACAGCCAAACCAGUGGCUGAGAACAUUGCCUCAGAAAGCCUUGGUGUUCCUUCGUGUCCUUUAGAAAAACCCCUGAAAACUGCAGUAAGUUCUCAGCCCAAGCUGGGAGUAGAGGCAGAGAUCAAAGGUAACAAGACAGGACCACAGGGCCAAGAUAGGAAGCUGAUGCCACGAGAUGAAUGCACUUCUGCGGAGAAAAGCCAGACCAUAGGCUCUCUCAAACUGAAAGGACCCCUGACAGAAGUUUCUGCGCACGAAGUAGAACGCCCUUUGGAGAUCAGACCCAAAGAGGGCUACUCUCCUGUCUUGGACCAUGAGGCUGUGGGGGGAGUUUCAAAACCCACAGCAGCAAAAGCAAUGCCUAAUUUGAUACCCACUUUGACAGCAAGUAAUCCAUUAGAAAGUAGUUUGAAAGAAGGGAAUGAUGAAAGGAGAAUGACUAAACUGCAGAAUGACAAACAGAAAGAGUUCUCUGAAGGAGCCGAAGAGGUUAAAGAACUGAAAAAGGAAGCCUUUCCCAAACAAAGCCAAGAGCUGAAUAUUGCAGCUUCCCAGCAGCUGCAGGACAAGGAGGUAGUUCAGGCUCCUGGGCCAGGAAAUGAACCAUUUAAGAGAAUGGCAGGUGAUGGCAAAAGCAGGAAGGGAGGGGGAAGUUCUGGAAAAGGGAGAGCGAGUUCUGGGAAGGUAAGAGCAAGGGCUGAGCUGCCAUUCCUUCCAGACAACCAGGAGGACAGCAGAGCUGUCCUUGGGCCUAGUGAGCCAGCCGCUACCACCGGAAGAAUGACUGCUGGGGCUAAGAGUGAGGCGCUGGGGCGGGAGCCUUCAAAACAACCAGGGUUCAUGGCUGAUCUCCCUGAGACAGUGGUGAUGGGGGAGCCUAAAGGGAUGACUGACCCUGGUGUGACAAGCACCUUGCAGGCAUUGAUUCCCUUGGGAAAUGAGUCAGCCGUGACUCAGACUUCCGGUGCUGGAACAGAAAGAGGAGCCGUAGCCAUAGAUCUGGGUGUCAGUAACCAGGGCAAGGAAGAAAAGUGUCCUUGGAUGGAUCGUGAGGCAGCUCCCUGGUUCUCUGAACAGUCUAAAAAAAGAGGCAAUGAAGGCAAAAACAAAAAGGUUAAAAAUAGUUAUUCUGCACAGCCAGCUAGAAUAGAGAGCAAGGAAGAAAGCUGCAGCCCGCCGUUUGUAGGGAAGGAUGGAGAGGCUGGUGGCACUCCGCAUCAAAACAAGGAGUUAGGGCUCACCUUCCCCAUUAAUCCUGAGCCUGUGCUCGCACACACAUCAGAUACACCCACAGCAGAAGUAGUAGAUCGAAAGGGUAAAAAUGAUGAGCUUAAUUCUUUUGAACGUGGGGCUCUUGGUGGGAACAAAAACAUAGUCAAGGAUUCUGCUGUUGCUGAAGCAGCUGCCAAGGUGACAGAUUUGAGCUGCCAAGACCAAACCCAGGGGGCAGGAUUUGUUCCUUCAGUACCACCUGAGGAGCCUAAGACAGAUGCAGCCAAGGGACACUCUGCAGUGGCUGACAAACCAAACAAAAGGAGUAGGGAUGGCAAAAGUAAAAAGGUUAAAAAUAGUUUUCCCGAGAAGCAUACUCUGGAGAGUAAGACAGAUGCAACAAAAAUACGUGUUCCCAUGGAAGCCACAGGGGUCCACAGAAUUGAAGGCAUAGGCUAUGUGGAUGAAAACAGAAACAUCACUUUUACUUGCCACAAAACGCCGUCAGGGGGGAUGAAUCAGUCAGCACCCCCAGAGGCCCUGGAUUCAGCCGCAUCUGAAAAACCGCCCACUCAUACUCCUCAGGUAGCAAAGGGCAGUGAUUCCUUUCCAGACACCUUGGCAGAAAGUAGGCAAGAGACAGCUCCUGUCCAGAUUUCCAAAUUAUUAGCAGUAGAUAAUUGCAGCAAAGAUGGAGUCACAGAUCAAGAAAGACCCAAGGCUCCCUCUCCUGUUACACCCUCAGCCAGCACAGGUGGAGGUGCCCUGGCUUUUACAGCAUCCAUAGAAACAGUGAACAGUUCUGGAGAUAACCGUCUUAAGAAUAAAGGUGAGCUUGCUGAUCCCAUGAAAAGUGAAGCAGGGGUAGAUGGAGGGCCUGGGACAGGGGAAUCCAAGUCGGUGCCCAGUAGUGCAUCUAAGCAUCCAAUAGGGAAAUGCGCAGAACUAGCAAAGGGGCACCUUCUUUCUGGAGUGCCGGUAGAAGACCAGAGCCUACCAGGCGAGGCCAGAGGCCUAGAAUCAUGUGCAGAGUGGAGUAAUCUUACAACACAUCUAGUAAACGAAAAGAAAGAGUGUGGGGGGGUUUCUGCUGCAGUGCAAACUCCCAGUUUACUGGGAGACAAAGCACAAAAGCCCCGUUUCUGUGAGGACCAAAAUGCUGAGGGUGGAGUGUCCAGGGUCCCAGCUAGUUUGAAGAAGGAGGUGGGUACGACUCUUUCAUCUCCAAAAAGUGAAAAGGACAAAUUGGAAGUAAUUAGCCUGGCUUCAGAAAUCACAGAGUUGGAAGAUGUUUCCUUGCCAACACCAGCAUUCGAGUCGGAGUUCUUAGAUGGUGGAGGUGCAGGCAUCCCUUCGAGGGUGGUAGAUAAGUUAGUAGCGUCAGCUUCCAAGGGUCUUCAGCUCCCAGACCCCAAAGAUAGGCUCUCUGAGGCACCAGAGAACAUGACGGAAAAACCCGAACCAAAGGCCCUGGGAGAAUGGAAGAAGGAAGACAAAAGCAGAAUGGCAGAACCAGUUAAAGGCUACAUGAGACCCACCAAGUCCCGAGGACUCACUCCUCCUCUGCCAAAGCCUGCAACCCAGGAACGAGAGAGAGCCAAGCCCGCGAAGCCCAGCGGAAUAGCCAAGCCAGAAGAAGGACGGCCUCCUGUGAGCGUGACCGGAAAUGACAUCACCGCCCCUCCAAACAAGGAGCUCCCACCAAGCCCAGAGAAGAAAACGAAGGUAGUUGCCAGAAUGCCUUUGGCCACAACUCAGCCUGCAAAGACUUCAACAUCGAAAGCCAAAACACAGCCCAGUCCUCUCCCUAAGCAGCCAGCUUCCACCACCUUUGGUGGGUCGACUAAAAAACCCAUGAGCCUUGCUUCAGGCUCAGUACCAGCUGCCCUACCCAAACGCCCUGCUGCCGCCACUGCCAGGCCCUCCAUCUCACCUUCAAAAGAUGUGAAGCCCAAGCCUGUUGCAGAGGCAAAGAUUCCUGAGAAGAAGGCCACGCCAUCCAAGCCGGCCACGCCAUCCAAGCCGGCCACGCCAUCCAAGCCGGCCAUGCCAUCCAAGCCGGCAGCCUCUGCCCCAGUCUUGAGGCCUGGCUCCAAGAGCACCCAGACUGUUCCAAAAGCCACAGCAGCUGCCUCUCUUGCCUCAGCUGGGCCGAGCAGUAGGAGCAGCUCCAUGGCCCUGCCCAAGAAGCCCGCGGGGAUCAAGACUGAGGGAAAACCCACAGAUGUCAAGAAGACCGUUACAAAGUCUGCACCAGCUGACUUGAGUCGCUCAAAGAGCACCUCCAGCAGUGCCAUGAAGAAAAACACCCCUGUCCCUGGGGCAGCACCCCCAGCAGGCGUGGUACGAGUGAAGCCCACACCCACGUCUCCCCGGCCCUCCGGGACUUCUGCCACGGACAAGAAACCCACGUCAGCCAGGCCUGGCUCCUCUGCCCUCAGGCUGAGCCGCCCAGCUACCGGCACUUCUGCCCCUGAUCUGAAAAAUGUCCGCGCCAAGGUUGGCUCCACGGAAAACAUCAAGCAUCAGCCUGGAGGAGGCCGGGCCAAGGUAGAGGAAAAAACAGAGGCAGCUGCUGCAGCUCGAAAGCCUGAACCCAGUGCAGUCACUAAAACACCCGGCCCAGGUGCGAGCGUGCAGAAACCGCCUGCGGGGAAAGUCCAGAUAGUCUCCAAAAAACUGAACUACAGCCAUAUUCAGUCCAAGUGUGGUUCCAAGGACAAUAUUAAGCAUGUCCCUGGAGGUGGUAAUGUUCAGAUUCAGAACAAGAAGGUGGACAUCUCAAAGGUCUCCUCCAAGUGUGGGUCUAAGGCUAACAUCAAGCACAAGCCUGGUGGAGGAGAUGUCAAGAUUGAAAGUCAGAAGUUGAACUUCAAGGAGAAGGCCCAGGCGAAGGUUGGAUCUCUCGAUAACGUGGGCCACCUGCCUGCAGGAGGUGCCGUGAAGAUUGAGACCUACAGGCUGACGUUCCGGGCAAACGCCAGGGCCCGCACCGACCAUGGGGCCGACAUUGUCUCCCGCCCCCCCCACUUUCCUGGCGGCCCCAGCUCAGGCCCCCGGGCCCUUGGGCUGCUCACUAGACCUGUGACCGCUGGGGUGCUGGGCAGCCCUCUGGGGCCCUCCCUCUAGGGCCCUCCCUCCCGUCUCACUUGCCCAGGGCAGCAGCAGUCGCCCCCACACCUCCUUCCACUCCCUGCCCCAAGCCCAGUCCUUGCUUUGCUCCUGUCCCAUCAUCGCAUCCCUGCUCCAGGGAAGGGUCUGGGGGGUGAGGGAGGGGCAUCGGGGGGAGGCUAAUCUGGGGUCGGGUGUGUCUAAGAGGGGGGACCGGAUUCCAACCUCUUUGUUUGUUUGGGUUUUUUUGGACCAAGCCCAAGAGAAACUGACAUACCCACCCUCCUUGCUGGGUCCACCUGGAGGGAAGAGUGGAAUUGGAAUGUCCACGUGAUCGCCCGGCCCUGACUGCAUCCCCUGGAGCCCGCUAAGCCACUGCCUCUCCCUUUGACCCCACAAUGGUGCCCACCACGUGGGUGGUGCCAGACGCCUCUUGCCACCCUGCCCCACAUUAGUUAGGGGUCAAUGCUGCCUGUCCCCGCUGCUUCCCAUACCUGCCUAGCUGCUGUCAUACAUUUUCUUCCUUUUAUCCCUUUUUAAUAACCUAAAAACUGGUGGAGUAGUUUUGCAGGUUAAGUCAUGUCUAAAUGAAAGUCCUCAGCAGGUGUUGCAGGAAACAGGGAAGGGAGAUCCUUAAGCUCCAGCCUGGAGGUCAGGCACUGGGGGCUGCCCUGGUGGCGUCAGCUCAGGCCCUGGAUGUGGUGUGAGCAGGGCAGGUGAUAUGUGGGGGCUGUGGCCUGGUGGGCAGAUAGGGCACGCUAGGGGCUACUCAGAGUGUGGACUGGUUGUUCUGGUAUUUUGUGUGUAUGCUGCUUUUCUUUUCUAACCAAGAGGCUGGUUUUGGCAUCUCUGUCUCAUUCCUGGGAUCUGGUGGGAGAGACAAGGUCAGAGUUGGGAAGGGCCAUGGAGGUCAAAAUCCUGCAUGCUUGCAGGCCUAGAGCACUCUACCCUUAGCUACCAGGGAGCCUGAGAUGUCCAGAAGUCAUGCGGGUAGUGGGGAAUCAGGUCUGGAAAUUUAAAAAUAAAGGCAUAAGACUGAGGCCGUCCCACAUCCCUGAGAGUCUGACUAGGGAGGGGGGAGGGGAGGCGAGGCCAGCCUGCGGAGCGGUGUCUUAGUUAGGCCUGCUCUUGGGGUGGCUGCAAUGAGGAGACAUCCCGGGAAUCAUAUUGGCAUGAAGAUCUUACUGCACUUGUAUUUUUUGUAUUAAAGUUUGCAUGGUUUCUAAUAAAGGAUUAAAACCUACCGAUUUGUAGUGACAUGGCCUGGGAGUUUAGGCCCCUCUAGAUGCACUUUCUACAGUAUGGACAUGGCCCCCCGCCCUCUGCUCCUGUCCCCACACUGAGAAGGUAGGGGCUGGUGACAUAGGUUCUGGUUUUACCUCCAUGCGGAUGGGAGCAACUGGGUUGGGGGGGGCAGGUCUCCCCAUUUCUGAGGUAGCAUUUCCCUGGGGAGGUUGGCCACCACAGCCCAGCGCCGAGCACACACCAGGAAGUUGCAGGUCUUGUGGAGAAAGUGCUUCUGGCGCCAGACUGUCUUCAGGAUGCGAGCUCAGGGCACCCAUGUCCUGUCAGCAAGAGGGGCGAGAUGAAGCAGUCGGGGUCGGGUGUGGAGACAAGGGUGACAGUGCGGGGCCUACAGGUACCUGUGCCCUCCCUGUGAUCCUGGGCCACAAGGAUGCUGCGGAUGACAACAGGCUCCUCGUCCUGUCACUCCUGUAGAGAAGGGUUGGCGUGCGGGUGACCCAAGCAGAGCUAGCUCUCUGGGUGGCCUGGUCACAACUCCCUGGAAGGGUCCCACAAGCCAAAGGCUGAGGUGGCUGCCCUGAUGGGUGAGGACCAGAAGCCCAUUGCUGUAUACUUCUCUGCGGCCAUCUGGGGGUGGGACGUUUCUCUGUAUGGCCUGAUUUGCUUAUGGUUCAGCCACUACCCGUGCCAGUCUGAUUCUGUUUGUAAUGAUUUCAAGAGUAAAUAAAGCUCGUGAUGUCCCAGCA
Molecule: messenger RNA, 8639 nt
Organism: Hipposideros armiger (great roundleaf bat)
Lineage: Eukaryota; Metazoa; Chordata; Mammalia; Chiroptera; Hipposideridae
Gene: MAP4
Product: microtubule associated protein 4
Exons: 19
Coding region: 10-6666 (2218 amino acids)
Biological process (GO): neuron projection development; microtubule cytoskeleton organization
Cellular component (GO): neuron projection
Molecular function (GO): microtubule binding
Source: RefSeq, a predicted model, not a curated record